Messenger RNA from Aspergillus ruber CBS 135680, 795 nucleotides. Its product is annotated as alpha/beta fold hydrolase. The coding region runs from base 1 to 795 and encodes 264 amino acids. The record is from RefSeq and is a predicted model, not a curated record. The transcript has a single exon. NCBI's taxonomy places the organism in Eukaryota, Fungi, Ascomycota, Eurotiomycetes, Eurotiales, Aspergillaceae.
AUGUUCCAACCAAACCAACUACACUUCCAAUCCCACAACCCAACCAACCCAACCACCAUCCUCCUCAUCCACGGCGCCUUCUGCUCCGGCUCCUACUGGGACCUCGUCACUCCGCAUCUCUCAAAACACUACCACAUCCUCAUCCCAGACCUCCCCAGCCACGGCAAAUCCACUCACAUAACCCCCUUUUCCAUCGACUCCUCCGUAGAGCAUAUCGCCAACCUAAUCCGCACGCACACUAUCACCAAAUCAGCGCAUAUAAUCGGCCACAGUCUCGGCGCACACGCUGCCAUCAAACUAGCAACCACAUAUCCUGAUCUCGUGAAAGAUAUCUUCGUCUCCGGCUUCGCUAUUUUCCCACCAUCAGUGCUGGCGCCGUAUAUCCCAUACAUCGCCUGGCCGGUCUUGCGGAUUGAGAACCUCCUCCCCCGGCCACUGCUAAAUUGGUUAAUGGACGGCGCGGACCUCCCGCAUCUUAACAUGGAUAUCUGUACAAUGAAGUUGUGUCGGGAGAUCACUUUGUCAUUGACGGGUGCUGAGUGGCCGGGUCCCUGGAAGAUGAGGACAUUGAUUGUCGCGGCUGCGAAGGGGGGUAUUAUUCCCUCUGCUGAUAGUUGCGAGUAUGCGAAGAGGCUGGCGGAGAUUGGGAGGGAGGGGAAUCAGGAUACCAUUGCAGUUGUGCAUUGGGGGAUGAGGCAUCCAUGGAAUCGACAGGCGCCGGGGUUGUUUGCGGAGACAGCAAUGGCGUGGUUUGAGGGGGGGAAGUUGGAUGGAGGGUUUGUGGAGAUUGAGUGA